AUGGCAACAAAACAUAAGGGUCGUGCAAUAGGAAUCGAUCUAGGAACUACAUACUCGUGUGUUGCAGCAUGGGAAGAGCAAAAUGGUCGUGCAGAGAUUAUUGUGAAUGAUCAAGGCAACAGAACAACACCUUCUUUCGUUGCCUUCACUGAUACUCAAAGGUUGAUUGGUGAUGCUGCUAAAAAUCAAGCUGCUGCCAACCCCACUAACACAAUCUUUGAUGCUAAAAGGUUGAUUGGCAGAAAAUUCAAAGACCCCACAAUUGAGAAUGAUCUUAAGUUGUGGCCUUUUAAGGUUGUAUCUGGUGCUGAUGACAAACCAAUGAUUAUGGUUACCUACAAAAGAAAAGAAAAGUUUCUUGCUGCUGAAGAAAUCUCAUCUAUGAUCCUCACAAAGAUGAAGGAGAUUGCAGAGGCCUAUUUGGAGUCUUCUGUGAACAAUGCAGUGAUUACAGUCCCUGCCUAUUUCAAUGACUCGCAGCGAAAAGCCACCAAAGAUGCCGGCAUCAUUGCCGGCCUUAAUGUCAUCAGAAUCAUCAAUGAACCAACAGCAGCAGCUCUUGCAUAUGGCCUUCAAAAGAGAGCUAACUGUUCCGAAAAGCGAAAUACUUUCGUAUUUGAUCUUGGUGGUGGUACCUUUGAUGUGUCUCUAGUCACAAUUGAAGGUGAUAACUUUGAAGUUAAGGCCACUGCCGGAGACACUCAUCUCGGAGGGGAAGAUUUUGAUAACAGAAUGGUGAGUCACUCGGUACAAGAGUUCCAAAGAAAGAACAAAGUUGACAUUACAGGGAAUCCCAAAUCAUUGAGGAGGUUGAGAAACCAAUGUGAGAAAGCAAAAAGGAUACUUUCACAUACUAAUGAGACUCUAAUUGAGAUAGAUGCUCUAUUUCAAGGCAUUGAUUUUCGUUUAUCUAUAACGCGUGUGAAGUUUGAGGAACUCAACAAAGACUUGUUUGAGAAGUGCAUGGAGAUUUCUCAGAAGUGUCUUGAUGAUGCCAAGAUGGCCAAGAGUGAUGUACAUGAUGUUGUCCUUGUUGGUGGAUCUUCAAGGAUUCCAAAAGUGCAGAGUUUAUUGCAGAAUUUCUUUGAGGGAAAGGAUCUUUGCAAUAGUAUCAACCCGGAUGAAGCAGUUGCUUAUGGUGCUGCAGUUCAAGCUGCAUUGUUGAGUGAAGAGUAUUGCACUGUCCCAAACUUGGUUCUGCUUGAUGUCACUCCUCUGUCUCUUGGCAUAUCCACAAAAGGAGAUUUAAUGAGUGUAGUGAUCCCCAAGAAUACUGUCAUUCCUGUAAAGAUGGGUGCUGUUUUUGUCACAAUUGAAGAUAAUCAAUCCACUGCUUCAUUCCCUGUGUAUGAAGGAGAAAGGACAAAAGCCAAGGAAAAUAAUUUGCUUGGUGAGUUUAAGCUCUUGGGGCUUCCACUUGCUCCUCGAGGUCAUCCUAUCAAUGUUAGCUUUGAACUUGAUUUUGAUGGUAUCUUAAAGGUUAGUGCUGAGGAUGAAACAACUGGUAACAAGAAUGGAAUCACCAUUACCAAUGAGAAAGGAAGACUCUCAAGUGCUGAAAUUAAGAGAAUGAUUGAGGAAGCUGCGUUCUUCAGAGAAGAGGAUAAGAAGUUCAAGAAGAUGGUUAAAGCAAAGAAUGCUUUGGAUGAAUAUAUUUACAGGAUGGAGAAAGCUAUGAAGGAUUUUGAUGUAAGCUGGAAGGUUUCACCUUCUGAAAAGCAGAGAAUCAUGGCUGCAUUAAGAGAGGGAAAAAGAUUACUCAGGAGUGAGGAGCAGCAUACUGAAGCUUCUGUGUUUGAGGACUUCAUCAAGAAGUUACAGAAGAUUUGUCAAGUGAUAGUGAUCAACACGGUCCGUGAAUACAGUGAUGAAGACACUGAUUCUGAUGAUUGUUACUAA
Arachis duranensis is the source of this 1899-nucleotide messenger RNA. Its product is annotated as heat shock cognate 70 kDa protein-like. The coding region runs from base 1 to 1899 and encodes 632 amino acids. Lineage: Eukaryota; Viridiplantae; Streptophyta; Magnoliopsida; Fabales; Fabaceae. Gene Ontology annotation, biological process: cellular response to unfolded protein; protein refolding. The record is from RefSeq and is a predicted model, not a curated record. Gene Ontology annotation, cellular component: cytoplasm. Gene Ontology annotation, molecular function: ATP binding; heat shock protein binding; ATP-dependent protein folding chaperone. The transcript has 2 exons.